Molecule: messenger RNA, 524 nt
Organism: Capra hircus (goat)
Lineage: Eukaryota; Metazoa; Chordata; Mammalia; Artiodactyla; Bovidae
Gene: NDUFA7
Product: NADH:ubiquinone oxidoreductase subunit A7
Exons: 4
Coding region: 56-397 (113 amino acids)
Biological process (GO): mitochondrial electron transport, NADH to ubiquinone; ATP synthesis coupled electron transport
Cellular component (GO): mitochondrial inner membrane
Source: RefSeq, a predicted model, not a curated record
UCCCAGCAGUCCCUGCAGUAGAGACGUCACCGGCGCCCUUCAGUGCCGGUGAAAGAUGGCGUCCGCUACCCGUUUGAUCCAGGGGCUGCGGAACUGGGCAUCCGGGCGAGACUUGCAGGCGAAACUGCAGCUGCGCUACCAGGAGAUCUCUAAACGAACUCAGCCUCCUCCCAAGCUCCCCGUGGGCCCCAGCCACAGACUCUCCAACAAUUACUACUGUACUCGCGAUGGCCGCCGGGAAGCCAUGCCGCCCUCGCUUGUCAUGUCUUCGCAGAAGGUGCUGGUGGCAGGCAAGCCUGCAGAGAGCUCAGCUGUAGCAGCCUCUGAGAAGAAGGCUGUGUCGCCGGCUCCUCCCAUAAAGAGGUGGGAGCUGUCCCAGGAUGAGCCUUACCUGUGACUUUGGCGGGGGGUGCCAGGCUGAGCCCUCAGGGCCACCAGAGUGGUUCUUUCUCCUUGGACUCCUUGAUUCCCUCCGGGCAGAACAUGACCUCAUUUAUAAAAAUUAUAUAUUGUGCUCCCAAGAA